Molecule: messenger RNA, 3143 nt
Organism: Triticum aestivum (bread wheat)
Lineage: Eukaryota; Viridiplantae; Streptophyta; Magnoliopsida; Poales; Poaceae
Exons: 4
Coding region: 2148-2780 (210 amino acids)
Biological process (GO): regulation of cell cycle
Cellular component (GO): nucleus
Source: RefSeq, a predicted model, not a curated record
UUCUCCUCUCCUCGUCUCCAGCUCCAACUAACCUUUGUUGUACAUAAAAAAGGAAGAUAUAUCCCCCGUCUGGCAGCCUGCUUGCUUCCCGACUUCUUAAUUCUGCUUUGAAUUCGUGAUUUCACUCUAUUUGGCUGGUCGAAUUCCGGUUUCGUCUUACAGCUUCGCCGUCCGCGCCGCGUGGGUUUCGUCUGCUGUGUUCGUUCUUGAUUUGCCGGUGACAUCUCCGAUUCGGGGCUUGCUCCUUUUCUUUCUGGCCCAGUUCAUCUGCUGGUUUGGUUUCGGCGUGCCGAUGAUGAUGCAAAAGCAUCGGUGAAUUCUGGAUGAAUGCGCUUGCGCACCACCAGUGCGCACACCUCUCGUGAUAUCCACUGCGUAAUACUCUGAGGCACACAUCCUUUGGAUUCGUGAUUUCAUUUUAUUUGGCUGGUUGAGUUCCGGUUUCGUCUUUCAGUCCCGCGCUGCGUGAGUUUCGGCUGCUGUGUUCGUUCUUGAUUAUGCCGGCGAGAUCUCCGAUUCGAGGCUUGCUCCUUUUCUUUCUGGCCCAGUUCAUCUGUUGGUUUGGUUUCGGCGUGCCGAUGAUGAUGCAAAAGCUUAGGUGAAUUCUGGAUGAAUGCGCUUGCGCACCACCAGUGUGCGCAGCUCUGGAUAUCCACUGCGUAAUACUCUGAGGCACACAUCCAUCCAUCUUGGUUUCUUUUCCGGCCUUGUUUUCAAGGCCGAUUCGAGACGCUAGAUUACCUUCUUUGGACCUCAAUUGGUCUCGGACAGACUUGCAAAAUGCCGGCCUUUUUUUCUGAUCUUUUUUGCUUUGCAUAACUACCGAACUCUUGCACACGGAUAUCAGCGACUGAGAUUUUUCGCAGCACAGGGGGAAAUGGGUACCGAGCUGGUUACGGCCGUAAGUGUCCUCACAAGGCAUUCAGAUUUUAAGAAUGGGCUAGAAGAACCAUCAAAGUUUUCCUCCCUUAGAACUGAGGAAAGAUCUUGUUCUUGAUAGGUUCGUCUUGGUUGGGGCUGGUUCUAAAUAUUAAAAAAAAGAUUAAAUAAGAUCUUUAAGAUAUCUUAGUAUUUGAUUCAUAUCAGAAAUUGUCAAGUGGCAUUUUAGAGGGACUACAGUUUUACUCUCCGGUUUACUCACGUGACACAGUUAUAUACUUCCUCCGUCCCAAAAUAAGUGUCUUAACUUGAGACACUUAUUUUCAGACGGAGGGAGUAAGUUAUAUUUGCAUAGUCUAUUGCAUUGUUACAUUUUUACACUGUGUUGUUCACAGGUUUGUACUUUGUUUCUUGUCUAACAGCAGGUGAUCAAGUUUGCUCUGUUUUGAGGUGGGUUAUGGUGAAGGGGUCAUGGAGUACUCACUGCCAGACUCGUUAGUGUCCAACAUUUUAACCGUUAGAUUAAUGAGUAAGGUAACUAGGAUAUAGUUGAACCUGUGGUUUUUUUUUGUGGGAACCUGUGGUGUUGGGAUUAUGAUCGAUGCGUCGAGCAGAAACCGUGAUACAAAGUCAUGCAGUGAUGACCUGUUUCAGAACAGUUGUCAGGUAAUGUUGUACCGGUAGCCAAGGCACAUUCUAGUAGUGUAUGUGUCUGUAGUGAUCUGAUAGCAUGUGUGGGCUGGCCAAGUUGUCUCUACUGCCUGCUUCCUCUGGUAUUAGCAUGUUUUCAGUUCUGGUAAAACUGUUGUUGGAUCUCUCUAACAGAGCCUAGUAAGCUAUAGAUUUUAGAAAGGAAUUUUGAUGCUUCCUUCAGGUGCAAAACGCUCCGUGGAUUUGAGAGUAAGGAUCGGUCAAUGAAGCAGAUUAUGCUGCUGAUCAAUGCCGGCAAAUUGACAGCUUGCGUCCAGUUCAUAUUCUUGUUUAAAGCAUGAGAAUCAUAAUUUUGUGUUUUUCGUUCGGCAGCAGUUCUAAAAAUUAACUUUGUAUGUGCAAAAUAUAGAGUACUGGGGGCUGAGAAUAGAACAUGCAACACCAAUGACUCCGUGGCCCAAUGGAUAAGGCGCUGGUCUACGAAACCAGAGAUUCUGGGUUCGAUCCCCAGCGGAGUCGAUUCCUUUUUCUUUUUCUUUUGCUCCUGCCGCCAUUUUUUCAUUUUUUUUGCUGGGUGAAGCGGAGAAGACGAGAGGAGAUGGCGGCGAAGGAGGCCGAUGGGGACCACUUCAUCGAGAUGGUGUCGGCGGGUGCGCUUUACCGCGGCGGCGAAUGGGAGCGCAAGUACUGGAGCUGCUCAAGGGUCUCGUCAGUUGGAUUUACAUGUGGAAUCCAUGGUCGGUGUACUCCCUAACACCUCACCUUUCCUUGUUUGCUCACCCAAGGGCAAGGAUCGCCACCCGUACCCGGUGGGCUAUCACGCCGUCCGCCAUUUCUCCGGGAUAUCGUACGCCAUGGAGAUCCAGCAAGGACCCAGAGGGCCUGUAUUCCAGGUCACAUCCACCGAGGGAGAUUGCGCGACAGGGCAGACACCGGACAUAGCUUGGAAGAACUUCCAUAAGAAGACAGGGGCCAAAGUCAGGGACUGGCAGAGGGCGGGGAGCUUCCCUCAGAAGAUUGACGGCGUCGAGCUUUUUGGGUUAAAAAAUGCAUCUGUUCAGAGACUGCUUCGUCAGCUUCUAGUAGAUUCGACUGGAUUUGGAAUAGACAUGCCUUCUCCAAAAAUUUAUGGUGCUGCUUCACCGUCGAGCAGAAACCGUGAUAGUACAAAGUCAUGCAGUGAUGACCUGUUUCAGAACAGUUGUCUUUUGCCGUCUGGUAAAAUUUUGGUGGCAGCCGUUGAUUGGUGAAAAUAAAGUGUCAGGUAAUGUUGCACCGGUAGCCAAGGCCACAUUCUGGUAGUGUCAUGUGUCUGUAGUGAUCUGAUAGCAUGUGUGGGUUGGCCAAGUUGUCUCUACUGCCUGCUCCCUCUGGUAUUAGCAUGUUUUCAGUUCUGGUAAAACUGUUGUUGGAUCUCUCUAACAGAGCCUAGUAAGCUAUAGAUUUUAGAAAGGAAUUUUGAUGCUUCCUUCAGGUGCAAAACGCUCCAUGGAUUUGAGAGUAAGGAUCGGUCAAUGAAGCAGAUUAUGCUGCUGAUCAAUGCCGGCAAAUUGACAGCUUGCGUACAGUUCAUAUUCUUGUUUAAAGCAUGAGAAUCAUAAUUUUGUGUUUUU